AUUUCUGCACGGCCAUCAUUUGUUUUUUGUUGUGACAGGAGUCCUUCACAGCUCAUAUUUUUUUAAUGCGUGUAAGCAGGGUGUAGGUCUUAUUUAUUAGGAUAGUUUUAUUUAAAAAUGCGGUAUUUUUAAUGACACUAAUAUUUAAUUAUCUUAAUCCUCAUUUAUAGUGUGCCGAGUUCACUAAAAAGCCACGUCUGGUCAGUACGUUCAUAAAGGUCGGAUGACAGGUGAGAAUUUGGGUUUUACUCUGAAAAGACAUAAUGAGCGACAGCGUUCAUCUAAGUUGGACAAACACGGGUAAAGACGACCAGCACAGCAGCACCACUCCGUCCGACCAGGAGAGCUUCCCGUACGACGCGGAAGACCCGGGCGAAGAGAGCGACGCGCCGGAGCCGAGAGACGGCGCGGUCAGUCCGGAGGAGCUCAACGACGACGACACGUCCGGGGAGAGCGAGAACGUGCCCAAGACCUGCACCUAUGACGGCUGCACGGAGACCACGACGCAGGUGGCCAAAGCAAGGAAACCCUGGAUGUGCAAAAAACACCGGAAUAAAAUGUACAAGGACAAGUAUAAGAAAAAGAAAAGCGACCAGGCCAUGUCCUCGGGAAAACUAGAAGAGGGCUCGGAGGAGAGGCCUGUAUCUGUUACUAAGCAACGGCUGGGUACCAUAGGAGACAGACCAAGCAGACCGUCCCUCAUCGAGCAGGUGCUGAACCAGAAGAGACUGUCUCUGCUGAGGAGUCCAGAAGUCAUCAGUUUCCUUCAGCAGCAGCAGCGUUUACUGACCACACAGAAUCAAGCUCAAACACAGCACAACUACUGAAGACUGAAGAUGUUUUACUCACCCUGUCGAGGAUUUAAUGCAGUCACAUGUUCACAGACAUUUUUAAAUGAGCAGUAUUCUAUAUUCAUGUGGGAACUGUGAGCAUCUAUGACCUGCAGCCAUCCUCAGUGGUGUGUAGACUAUCAACACUGCAUUCAGAAAACUGGGAUAUCUGACAAGGAUCUAAUAGUACUGCUGUUAUCAUCAAGCUCUUGGAGAUCAUGAAAUGAAUUUGCAGCUAAAUCUACUGUAUAGUAACAAUCCAUUUGAAUAGCCAUCAUGUUCAGCCACAUGUAGUGUCAUUAAGGAGUUUUAAAUUAAUUGUUGUAGCCAAUUCUGAUGUGUUAUGUUUUUUGUUGGUGGUAAGUUGCAUGGGGGUGACGUUCUUCCACCUGCACACUAGGGGGCAUAGGCAUGGCAUUAUGCUAGUUGUGGAGGCUAUAUGAUUAAGACACAGGUGAGCCAGAGGUAGGACGAUCAGGAGAAGCCACAUAGUUUUUCAACCGUGCAUGCGUGCAGGUGUGGUUUGAUCAUGUUCAGCUAUUGGCACUAUGUUUAAUGUUGUAUAUGGAUGAGCUCAAUUGACAUCAGUAAUGCAAGCAGCAGUGUUUGUAAGUAAUUAUAUUCUUCAUUGAAUAAAGUGUUAAUCGAG
Molecule: messenger RNA, 1479 nt
Organism: Carassius gibelio (silver crucian carp)
Lineage: Eukaryota; Metazoa; Chordata; Actinopteri; Cypriniformes; Cyprinidae
Product: regulatory factor X-associated protein
Exons: 3
Coding region: 264-827 (187 amino acids)
Biological process (GO): regulation of transcription by RNA polymerase II
Cellular component (GO): nucleus
Source: RefSeq, a predicted model, not a curated record